This is a messenger RNA of Dryobates pubescens (Downy woodpecker), 3368 nucleotides long. It is a transcript of the gene PRKX, whose product is annotated as protein kinase cAMP-dependent X-linked catalytic subunit. Gene Ontology annotation, molecular function: ATP binding; protein serine/threonine kinase activity. Gene Ontology annotation, biological process: protein phosphorylation. The record is from RefSeq and is a predicted model, not a curated record. The coding region runs from base 273 to 1358 and encodes 361 amino acids. The transcript is spliced from 9 exons. NCBI's taxonomy places the organism in Eukaryota, Metazoa, Chordata, Aves, Piciformes, Picidae.
AGCUCGGCUCGUCAGUUCGCGGCUCGGCAGGGUUCGCCCUCGCCAUUGUCUGCUGCGAGUGCCGGGCGGCGCGGCGGCUGGCAGCGAUGCUGAAAGACUCCGCGCCCCCUCAGAGGCGGCAGCGGGAACUGGCUCCAUCUUCGGGGAACAGCCACUCCGCCUGCUGAAGACUGAAAGUUUGUGUCCCUGCCGCUCCCUCUCCUCCCCCUUCUCCCCGUCAGACCGGCUCGUCCUCCAUGCGCUGAGCAGCUGCGGAGCGCCCGCUCGGCCCCAUGGACGCCUUCAGCGCCGCAAAGGCCAAAAUGGGGGCGAAGAGUGGCGGCGAGACGGCGGUGGCAGGGCUGUCGGCGCCUCAGUCCGCCGUGCCGGCCCCUAGCCCCAUCAGUCCCGCCGCGCCCGAGCCCGCCGCCUACAAGCUGGAGGACCUGGAGACCCUGGCCACCGUGGGCACAGGUACAUUCGGCCGUGUUCAUCUGGUGAAGGAAAAAAUGGCAAAACGUUACUUUGCACUGAAAGUAAUGAGCAUUCCUGAUGUCAUUCGACUGAAGCAAGAGCAACAUGUGCACAAUGAAAAGUCAGUCUUGAAAGAAGUCAAUCACCCCUUUUUGAUUAGAUUGUUUUGGACCAACCACGAUGAGCGUUUUCUGUAUAUGUUAAUGGAAUAUGUGCCAGGAGGAGAACUUUUUAGUUACCUGCGCAAUAUGGGGCGUUUCAACAACAGCACAGGACUGUUUUACUCUGCAGAAAUUAUUUGUGCAAUAGAAUACCUGCACUCCAAAGAAAUAGUUUACAGAGACUUAAAACCUGAAAAUAUAUUACUAGACAAAGAAGGACAUAUCAAGCUUACUGAUUUUGGAUUUGCUAAAAAACUGGUGGAUAGGACGUGGACACUAUGUGGGACCCCUGAGUACCUUGCACCAGAAGUCAUACAAAGUAAAGGCCAUGGAAGAGCUGUGGAUUGGUGGGCCCUAGGAAUUCUUGUAUUUGAGAUGCUGUCAGGGUUUCCUCCAUUUUUUGAUGACAAUCCUUUUGGUAUAUAUCAGAAGAUUCUUGCUGGCAAAAUAGAUUUCCCAAGACAUUUGGAUUUAUAUGUAAAAGACCUCAUUAAGAAGCUGCUUGUGGUUGAUAGGACAAGGAGAUUAGGAAAUAUGAAGAAUGGAGCAGAUGAUGUGAAGAGACAUCGAUGGUUCAGGUCUAUAGAAUGGGAUGCUGUACCUCAAAGGAGACUAAAGCCUCCCAUAGUACCAAAAGUAUCCAAUGACGGGGAUACUUCCAAUUUUGAAGCUUAUCCUGAAGACGACUGGAACAAGAUGCCUCCGGUACCCCCUAAAGAUCUAGAAAUUUUCAAGAACUUCUGAAUGCAACAUCCACACUGGACAAGAAACUGGAAAAACAUUGAAUUGCUGAGAAGUCUGAAGAAAAAUGGAGUUGAUAUAUAAAUGAAGACCUUCUUUGUGGAUAAGAAAAAUACUGCAUUCAGAUAUGCAUGUUACUAUAUAAUAAAUAUAUAAAGAGUUGGAGGCAGGCAAGAGUAAUUUUUUGAUAUUUGACAUUAGCCGAACAAAUUGUAAUAAUGGUAGUCUGCUCCGAGGUAGACUCCCUAAAAUGGUAUAUUUUGGAAUUUUUUUUUUUUUUAACUUCUCAGUUAGUUUCCUGCUCUUCCCAGAUCCGUUUGUGUAGUUAACUCAUAGGCUUAAUUUUAUAAGUUUAUACUAAACUUGUGUAAUUAAAAACACAAAUUAGUAUAUCUGUAUAUAAUGAAAACAGUACAACUAAAGCACAGGAACUGUGCAGAGAUGUAAAUUUUUGUACUUUGCAGAGUCUAUGGUUUUUAUUUUUCAAUAAUGUUUUUCACAAAGGUCUCUAGGAAUAAAAUUCGUAAAAGGAUAAAUGAGUUUUUCAUCAUCUUAUAUACAUUUUAUAGUUCUUUGUAAAAAAUUAAAAUACUUAAGUUUUAAAAAAGAUUUCUACCUAAAAGUUCCAAUGCUUCACACUUGCAACUGUAGUACUUGAAAGCAGAAAGACAAAGGCAUGUUUUAUUGUUAAGAUACACCUUAAUGGCCAAUUUAUGAACUUCUGUCACAGUGAUUUCUCUUUAAGAAACAGGAUAUUGAAUGACUAUAUUCUGUCUGAAGUGAGAUUACUUACAUGAAGACUCUCUGUAAGCAUUCAAUUUGGUGUGUGCUGGUACCAAGGGUUCUACUCUACUCUUAAAGGAGUUGUUCUCUUUCAAAGUUGCUGUCUUCUCCACAUGUGAAGCAUGAGCCAUAGCAGACUGUUUUCGUUAUUGAAAUAACUGUUGUUGAAUGCUUGGCACUUCAGAAAGACCACAUACAUAUUGGAACCCAAUUUUUCAGCUCCUGCUUUUGCAAUUGACCUGAAUUCUGUGCUGCCAGGAAUUAUGUAUGUACAGAGUUCAAGUCUUAAAAGUAAGGAGUCUCCUUUUUCAUCCUGUACCUUUCUAGCAGCUUGAAUACACCCUACUUAGGAAGGAUUUGCAAUACUGCAUUUUAAGUAGCACCAAAUACCUGUAUGUGCAUAUGUAUCUAUCUACGUAUUUGAAUACACAGAAAAAUGAAGUUAGAUUGUGGACACGUCAGGAUUUUUUUUCUUUCUUUUCAUGUUACAUAUUGUGACACUUGUGUUAAUACAGAGGAAUUGAUUAUUUUUUUUAAGUGCUUCAAUUGAUAUAAGUAAUUACGUUUUUCCAGAUGCUGUAGUAUUAGAUUACUUGUUGUGAAUUUAUGAUAUUUAAACCAAAAAUAUUUCCAUUUCAAAAGCACAUUAGCUUACUGAAAUUCUACUAUUAUGAAUGAUGGCUCUGCACUAAACUUUCCAUCAACUGCUCUACACAUACUUGAUCUGAAAUGCCAUAGCAAAUUUAGGCCAAAGAUUCAUUUUUCUGAGCUAAAUCUGAAUGCUUAUGAAGUAGACAUUCUAGUAAUGACUAACAAAAUUACCAUAUUUCUAAUUUUGUGACAUCCGUAGAUGGAGUCUCAUGUAAAAAUUGCUGUUUAGCUCUAAACAGUGCGGAAGUACUGUUGAGAACUUGCAGUUUCUAGGGUAUUAGAUCUAGUUCUUUAUAACACAAGGCUAAAUGUAAGAGAUUGCAUAACUCUUUGAAAAAUACAGGAAGAAUCCAUAGAAAAUUAUCACAUUAACCUAGUGAAAAACCCAGCUUAUUUUCUUGAAAAAUUAUAUCUGGUCCCCUGUAUUUUUACCUGUGGAGUUAGUUAUUCCACAUCAACUGGAAAAAUUGAAGCACAUAAAGCACAGCUCAUUUUGUCUAAGGGGUUCACAGUUCAGUGUUGAUUUGUUUCAAUACAUAAGUUCACAAUAUUUUAUGGAAUCUGCGUACUACAAAUCAA